Molecule: messenger RNA, 1919 nt
Organism: Alligator mississippiensis (American alligator)
Lineage: Eukaryota; Metazoa; Chordata; Crocodylia; Alligatoridae
Gene: ATG10
Product: autophagy related 10
Exons: 9
Coding region: 76-756 (226 amino acids)
Biological process (GO): macroautophagy; protein lipidation; protein modification by small protein conjugation
Cellular component (GO): intracellular anatomical structure
Molecular function (GO): Atg12 transferase activity
Source: RefSeq, a predicted model, not a curated record
CUCAGACAGCGGGCUGGGAAGGGGGUGGGGAGCAGGGAGGGGUCACAGCGUGUCCCCAGUGGAGACUGACUGGAGAUGUCCCUUAACUUGGGUGCUGAAGAUAACUUUUUUUUGGAUGAAAAUAGAUUCAAGCAGUAUUGUGAAGAAUUUGUUAAACAUUCGGAGGAAAUAGGGGAUGCUUGGGAGUGGAGAACUAUAAAGGACUUUCCUGAUGGUUAUAUGAGUAAAACACGCUUCCAAAUAAAAAAUAGAAACAUCCCACCAGAUCUCAGACAGAAUGUUAAUGAGAUUGAGGAACAAACAUCAUUUACACAUUUUGAGGAAACCAUGGAUGAUUCUCAAGUAGCUGGAGUCUGUGCAGCAGCAGAAGUGAUUCGCCAUGAGUAUCAUGUCUUGUAUUCCAGCAGCUACCAAGUACCUGUUCUGUACUUUAGGGCAUGCUUUCUAGAUGGAAGACCUUUAACUCUGGAUGAAAUAUGGGAAGGUGUUCAUGAGUGCUACCAGGCUCGUUUACUGGAGGGUCCCUGGGACACCAUUACACAACAGGAGCACCCAUUACUUGGUCAGCCAUUCUUUGUUCUUCAUCCCUGCCGAACGAAUGAAUUCAUGGCUUCUGUACUGGCUCUCUCACAAAAAGAAAACAGGUAUAUGAACUACAUUUCUUCAUGGCUGAGCAUUGUAGGUCCAGUUGUGGGUCUAAACUUACCCCUGAGUUAUGCAAAACUAGGGUCUGAGCAGAAGACGAAUAUUGAUUAAAUCAAAAGGCCCUGGAACUGAAGCACAAGUCAUGCUUGACAUAAGUGCUCAACCUUUGUAUGCUGGAAUGGGUGAGAGUGUGUCUGUGAAAAAGGAAAACAUCAGCUGGCGACUGGCUGAAGAAUGCAAACAGAUAAAAAGUCAAAACAAGAAGAAUCUGCCCCAGAACAGAGAGAGAACAACAUCAAUUGACCUUCAAGGAAGAACACAGUGAUAGCACAACAAAAGCCCAGGGCAUUGGGUGAAUUGACAAGGCUAUAAAAGAUGGGGCAAGAUAGCAAGAUAUAUCGAUUUUGGGUCUUGUUCUGCAUGGCAUCCUGGAGUAUCAGUUUGUCUGACAAGAUGGACCGGCAGGAGCCUGGCUCCCACUCAUGAUCAACUUGGCUGGCCACUAAGUUGGUCCACGCCCAUAUAACACUGAUAACAUGCACCAGUGUAGAACAGAAAUUGCGGUAUGAAAAUGAUGUAUAUGUGUAUUAAGUACUUAAUAAGCGCAGCACUUUGCCUUAUCCCCUUCAUAAGAUUUGAGCAAUUGGCAAUUUGUGUAACAUUUAAUUGAUGGAAAAUGUGUGUGCGCGCACGCGGGGGUGGGGGGGAUACAAAAGCUCCAUGUUUAGGAUCUCCACUUCUACCACUAAUCUUUGGCUGUAGCUGUACCUGAGGGUUAGAAGGGGAAAUUUAGGUGCCGUGCGGUUGAUGACCACGGAUUUUAAGAUGUAUUGUGUGACUUAAGGCAAGUGGACUUUAAAGUGUGGCAACAAAGGUGUAUAAAAAAUUAUGAAUUAACAUUUAAAGAAACAGGUUAAGCAGUUGAAAAAUCUUCAGUGUCAUAUGUCUGUUAAAGUUUUGCAGAUGACAGUUAUACACAAAAGUAGAAACUUGAGGGUCCCCAUCCCCUGGGAAGGGUCCCUGAGGCUGCCAUGAACAGGGGUCAUAUGACCAGCCCAUCUCAUGCAUCCCACUGGAGUAGGACUGUGGGCCUUGGAAUCCCACUUCCAAACUGGUGACACCUAGGAAAAAGCUUCAAAAAUAAAAAAUACAUCCUGGCCAGAUGUUCCUCGACUCUGAUGACACCGCUAGGAUUGGUAGAUAUAAAAUUAUUUGAUUGUUUUUAUUGUUGCUUUUCAUUAUCACUCUGUAUCAAUAAACUCACCUAUUAUCAA